Humulus lupulus (European hop) is the source of this 2319-nucleotide messenger RNA. RefSeq names its product pentatricopeptide repeat-containing protein At1g74630-like. Gene Ontology annotation, biological process: RNA modification. The coding region runs from base 269 to 2200 and encodes 643 amino acids. Lineage: Eukaryota; Viridiplantae; Streptophyta; Magnoliopsida; Rosales; Cannabaceae. Gene Ontology annotation, molecular function: RNA binding; zinc ion binding; protein binding. The record is from RefSeq and is a predicted model, not a curated record. The transcript has a single exon.
AGUAUACAGCUUUUUUUCAAGUUUAGUUUUUGGUUCAAGUAUUUUUAGUUUUAAUUAUUUUAUAACUAUUUAUUUUAUAAUUAUUUAGAAUAUUUUAUAAAUUUAAAUUUUUUUUAAAAUAAUUUAGAGUGCAAUAUUGUUCAAAUAAAUUACUUUAUAACAAUGAUUCAAGCAGAGAUUUCAUGUCAUGUUUUUGUGGUUGAGUGAUUCUCAUUACAUUGCAUUGCAUUGCAUUUUCUUAGCACAAAAACAACCAUGAAAACCAACUAUGAAUAAUAAUAUCGAAAACUUAUGCCUUUCUCUGUUGACGAAAUGCAAGACCCUCCAAACUACAAAGCAGCUCCAAGCAUUCAUGUGCAAAAAUGGCCUCGAAAACCAUCCAUUACUCGCCGGAAAACUCCUCCUCCACUGCGUCCUCACCAUCUCCGACGCUCUCGACUAUGGCCGCCGUCUCCUUUCUUACUCUCCACGCCCUGAUGCUUUCAUGUACAAUACACUUAUUCGAGGACUCGCCGAAUCCGAUUCACCAGAUAAUGCUGUGCAUGCGUUUAUGGAAAUGCGUCUGAAAUCGAUAUCUCCCAUAGAUAGCUUCACUUUUGCGUUUCUUCUUAAGGCAGCGGCUAAUUUAAGGUGUUUUAGAUUUGGGAUGGAACUCCAUUGUCAAGCUCUCCUUCGUGGACUUGAUACCCAUCUCUUUGUUGGGACGACUCUUGUAAGUUUGUAUGCAGAAUGCGGGUCUUUGAACUUUGCCCGCAAAGUGUUCGACGAAAUGUUUCAACCAAAUGUGGUUGCUUGGAAUGCCAUUCUUACUGCUUGUUUUAGAUGCGGGGAUGUCAAGAGUGGGCAAGAGUUGUUUGAACGGAUGCCUAUUCGGAAUUUGACUUCGUGGGAUAUUAUGCUCGCUGGGCAUGUGAAAGCAGGGGAGCUUGAGCUAGCUAGGAGGACGUUUUUAGGGAUGUCCUUAAAGGAUGACGUUUCUUGGAGUACUAUGAUUGUUGGGUUUGCUCAAAAUGGUUGUUUUGAUGAAGCUUUUGGACUUUUUAGAGAGCUUCAUCAGCUGGGAUUGAAGCCAAAUGAAGCUAGUUUGACUGGGGUACUAUCUGCAUCUGCACAAGCUGGGGCAUUUGAAUUUGCCAAAAUCCUUCAUGGUUUCAUUGAGAAGGCUGGGUUCGUAUGGAUAGUUUCAGUGAAUAAUGCGCUUCUUGAUGCUUACUCCAAGUGUGGGGAUGUACGUAUGACUCAAUUAGUCUUUGAAAGAAUGUCUGAGAGGAAGAGUAUUGUUUCUUGGACUUCAAUGAUAACAUCGCUUGCAAUGCAUGGUUAUGGUGCAAGAGCUAUACAGCUUUUCCAUAAGAUGGAAAAUCAUGGAAUUAAGCCGGAUGGGGUCACUUUCAUUUCAAUUUUAUAUGCUUGCAGUCAUGCUGGUUUAAUUGAAGAAGGACAGAGAUAUUUCUCAAAGAUGAGAGAUAUCAAUAUAGAACCUACCAUUGAACAUUACGGUUGUAUGGUUGAUCUUUAUGGGCGAGCUGGGAAACUGGAGAAGGCCUAUGAGUUUGCUUGUGAAAUGCCAGUUUCGCCGAAUGCCAUCAUCUGGCGGACGCUUUUAGGGGCUUGCAGCCUUCAUGGCAAUGUCAAACUGGCAGAAGAAAUAGAGAAAAGACUUUCGAGAUUGGAUCCUAACAAUUCUGGGGACCAUGUUCUUUUGUCAAAUACAUAUGCCAUUGCUGGGAAAUGGGAAGAUGUUGCUUCGGUAAGAAGAUCUGCGAGUGAGCAGAAAAUAAGAAAAGCUCCUGGAAGGAGCACGAUUGAAGUUGAGAAGCUAGUUUACAGUUUUGUUGCAGGUCAGAAACAAAACGAGGUUGUGAAAGAAGCUUAUGAGAAGUUGAGGGAAAUAAUGUUGAGACUUAAAGUUGAAGGUGGAUAUGUGCCUGAAAUUGGGAGUGUUCUACAUGAUAUAGAAGACGAGGAAAAAGAAGAUUCAGUGAACAUGCAUAGUGAGAAACUGGCUGUAGCUUUUGGGAUGGCGAGAUUAGGACAAGGAAAGGUUUUACGAAUUGUAAAGAAUUUGCGUAUCUGUAGAGACUGUCAUGUGGUGAUGAAGCUUAUUUCUAAGGUUUAUGGACUGAAGAUAGUGGUGAGAGAUAGAAGUCGGUUCCACUCAUUCGAAGCUGGAUCUUGUUCAUGCGGAGAUUAUUGGUGAAAUAUGAGCAACUAUUUACAAUUGGAGUGUUCAGAGACUCCAAUAACAAAAAUAAAUAUUUUAUCUUGUUUAGCAGGAAAUAAUUUGCAUUUUUGAAGCAUUUACAAGAGGAAAAUAAA